AACUCUCUCUCAUCUUCAUAAGCUUCCAUAUGCAUCCCUUUGAUUUCCAUAUCAAAGAUGUAUUUUUUAAGUUUAUGGAACAACAAGAAGCAGAGUUCAUCGAUCACAAAUUUUCGCCAAGUGUUCUCACCUCGGAAUUCAGUCUCCAUCUCGGAAUACACGAUCCACUUCGAUUACUUCGUAUAUACAAGCACCUCCAAACGAGCAUUCCCGCCCUACAGCUUAUUACCGAGUCAGAAUCUCUAUUCAUUUUGCAGUACCGACGGACAUCACUUCGUACGCCCGCCGAUACUGGGGGCCUCUCUGUUAUCACCCAACUCGGUAAUCCGAAGUUAUUAGCCUCAAACCGCGUUUUAGAUGGAUUAUUACCAGCAAUGACACAGCCAACAGUCAUCCCGGUCCGCAUACCGAACCGACCAAGCUAUAGAAGACCGAG
This is a messenger RNA of Striga hermonthica, 436 nucleotides long. The record is from the annotation of a GenBank genome assembly. Lineage: Eukaryota; Viridiplantae; Streptophyta; Magnoliopsida; Lamiales; Orobanchaceae.